Plasmopara halstedii is the source of this 645-nucleotide messenger RNA. RefSeq names its product RxLR-like protein. The coding region runs from base 1 to 645 and encodes 214 amino acids. The transcript has a single exon. NCBI's taxonomy places the organism in Eukaryota, Oomycota, Peronosporomycetes, Peronosporales, Peronosporaceae. The record is from RefSeq and is a predicted model, not a curated record.
AUGUAUAUAUUGGCUUUUGCCGUCAUUCUUACCAUCUUCGUGAAAAAGUCAAAUGCUGUCUCAACCGUUGUCGACACUGAUAAGCCUCAGUUUGGGACCGAGAACAUUGAGGCCUCAGCAACCGUGCGAGCUGUCGAAGAUGAAGGGGCUCUCAGUCAUUCUUUGCGCGCUGAAGUUCCUAGCACUUUACCCACACCGUCCAUCAACCCAAAUGCGCCUGACGUCGCUGAUAACCCAUUAAAUCCGUCAAAUGACGGAGUUCCUGACAGUCAUCUAACAGGCGGCGUUAAAGCAACUCUUGAUCAUGAUUCAACCCAUGCUUUUGUCAAAGACAUACAUGAGACUCCGGUUGCAGCCGAAAAUACGCAUCCGUCAGCUGAAAUAGAUGCAGAGGCCUUUAAGGCGAAAUUUGCUUUAUUAGUUGACAAGCUUGACGAGUCUGAAGCCAACAAAGAGAAGUUGAUUCCAUCUUUUAAUAAAAGAUGGAGUGCUCAAUUGCUCGCAAAGCCAGAAACAAAAGGUGAGAUCGCGACAAUGUUUCUUCAUACUUUGCUCAAAUUGCAUUACGAUGAAGAUGCCGUCCGUGAACUAUUAAAUGACGAUGCCAACUUGAAUCGGUGGUUCUCACAUGUACUUAAACAUUGA